UGAGGCCCAGAGGCGAGCAGGAGGGGGCGCCGGGGGUUCAGCGCCAGGGGAGCCCGAGAGGCCGCGCGGCGCCCAAGCCCCUCAGAGCGCCGCCCUUUGCCUUUUCUCCAAAGUCAGCCCGUCUCCCUUCGGGUGCGGGCGCCCCGGGAGUCCGGGGGCUGCUGAGCUGGGGGGGCGUUCGAGCUGCGAAGAUCCGGGCUGCCCGCAGGAGGAGGAGCGGGCGCCCAGGAUGGGGUGCAUGAAGUCCAAGUUUCUCCAGGACAGAGGCAAGGUCUCAAAAACUGAGCCCAGCACCAACCCACACAGCCCUGUGUAUGUGCCAGAUCCCACAUCUGCAAACAAGCGACGUCCUGAUCACAGUAACGACAACCUACCAGGGUCCAAGGAAGGUCCUGAUGACAUAAUUGUGAUCGCCCUAUAUGAUUAUGAGGCCAUUCACCAUGAGGACCUCAGUUUCCAGAAGGGAGAUCAGAUGGUGGUCCUGGAAGAGUCUGGGGAGUGGUGGAAGGCUCGAUCACUGGCCACCCGGAAAGAAGGCUACAUCCCAAGCAACUAUGUCGCCCGUGUUGACUCUCUGGAGACAGAGGAGUGGUUCUUCAAGGGCAUCAGCCGGAAGGAUGCAGAGCGCCAACUCCUGGCCCCCGGCAACGUGUUGGGCUCCUUCAUGAUUCGGGACAGCGAGACCACCAAAGGAAGCUACUCUUUGUCUGUGCGAGACUACGACCCCCAGCACAGGGACUCGGUGAAACAUUACAAGAUCCGGACCCUGGACAGCGGAGGCUUCUACAUCUCCCCACGGAGCACCUUCAAUAGCCUGCAGGAGCUGGUGGCCCACUACAAGAAGGGGAGUGAUGGACUCUGCCAGAAGCUGACAGUGCCCUGCGUGUCCUCCAAGCCCCAGAAGCCAUGGGAGAAAGAUGCCUGGGAGAUCCCCCGGGAAUCUCUCAAGCUGGAGAAGAAACUCGGAGCCGGGCAGUUUGGGGAAGUGUGGAUGGCCACCUACAACAAGCACACCAAGGUGGCUGUGAAGACGAUGAAGCCAGGGAGUAUGUCUGUGGAGGCCUUCCUGGCAGAGGCCAACCUGAUGAAGACUCUGCAGCAUGACAAGCUGGUGAAGCUGCACGCAGUAGUCACAGAGGAACCCAUCUACAUCAUCACUGAGUUCAUGGCCAAAGGAAGCCUGCUGGAUUUCCUGAAAAGUUCAGAGGGCAGCAAGCAGCCAUUGCCGAAACUCAUUGACUUCUCAGCCCAGAUUGCAGAAGGCAUGGCCUUCAUUGAGCAGAGGAACUACAUUCACCGAGACCUCCGAGCCGCCAACAUCCUGGUCUCUGCGUCCCUGGUGUGUAAGAUUGCAGACUUUGGCCUGGCGCGUGUCAUCGAGGACAACGAAUACACUGCUCGGGAAGGGGCCAAGUUCCCCAUCAAGUGGACAGCUCCUGAAGCUAUCAACUUUGGCUCUUUCACCAUCAAGUCAGAUGUCUGGUCCUUUGGUGUUCUGCUGAUGGAGAUCGUCACCUACGGCCGGAUCCCUUACCCAGGGAUGUCAAACCCUGAGGUGAUCCGGGCUCUGGAGCGCGGAUACCGGAUGCCUCGACCAGAGCACUGCCCUGAGGAGCUCUACAACAUUAUGACACGCUGCUGGAAGAACCGCCCUGAGGAGCGGCCCACCUUUGAAUAUAUCCAGAGUGUGCUGGAGGACUUCUACACGGCCACUGAGAGCCAGUACCAACAGCAGCCAUGAUGGGAGGAACCAGGGCGGGGCCAGGUACCCAGCUGAUGCCAUCUGUCUGGUGCCUGCUCACCCUUCCCAUCCCGACACCCCACCUCGUUCCAGCCCACAGUUCCUCGUCUGUCAAGUGGGUGGGUUGAACUGGACAAUCUUUUUUUGACUCUAGCAAUCUAUAAUCCGCCAUCCUCAGGAGACCCCAAGUUGAUAUUUCUAUUGCCUAGGACAGCUGGAUUCCAGUUACA
Molecule: messenger RNA, 1971 nt
Organism: Nyctereutes procyonoides (raccoon dog)
Lineage: Eukaryota; Metazoa; Chordata; Mammalia; Carnivora; Canidae
Gene: HCK
Product: HCK proto-oncogene, Src family tyrosine kinase
Exons: 13
Coding region: 230-1741 (503 amino acids)
Biological process (GO): cell differentiation; innate immune response; cell surface receptor protein tyrosine kinase signaling pathway
Cellular component (GO): extrinsic component of cytoplasmic side of plasma membrane
Molecular function (GO): non-membrane spanning protein tyrosine kinase activity; signaling receptor binding; ATP binding
Source: RefSeq, a predicted model, not a curated record